Rhizophagus irregularis DAOM 181602=DAOM 197198 is the source of this 947-nucleotide messenger RNA. The record is from RefSeq and is a predicted model, not a curated record. Lineage: Eukaryota; Fungi; Glomeromycota; Glomeromycetes; Glomerales; Glomeraceae.
AUGGAAUUAAAAAAUGGUAGCUUAAGACAAUAUUUAGAUAACAAUUUCAUUUUACUGAUUUGGGAGUAUAAGUUGCUGAUUUUAGUAUAUAUUUCGCAUGGUCUUGAUUAUAUUCAUACAAAUGGAUUAAUUCAUCAAGAUUUUCAUUGUGGGAAUAUAUUAAGCAAUUUUAAUAGAGGUGUUGCUAUUACUGAAUUGGGAUUAUGCCAACCAGCAAAUGUUAAAUCCUCUCAAAAUACUCAAAAUAGUAAUAAAAAAAUAUAUGGUGUAUUACCUUAUGUAGCUCCAGAAGUUUUAAGAGGAAAAGAAUAUACUAAAAAAAGUAAUAUUUAUGGAAUUGGAAUAAUUGCAUAUGAAAUUUGUACAGGUUUCCCUCCUUAUUAUGAUAUAGCUCAUGAUGAUUUCUUGGCAAUGAAAAUUUGUAAUGGAUUGAGGCCAAAGUCUAAUUAUAAAAUUCCUCAAUUAAUUUUUGACAUUAUUAAUCAAUGUUGGGAUGCAGACCCCUCAAAACGACCUAGUUCAGAUGAAUUAGUCGAGUUAUUUGAUGAUUUAUGGUUAAAUAUAUUUGAAAAGAAUUGUAUUAUCAAAGAACAAAUCAAUGAUGCAGAUGAAAUUAAUAAAAAUUCGUUCUCAUCAUUUUCAACAGCUCAAUCACCAUUAUCUUCUACAAGUACACUCCAAUAUAUGACACAUCCUCAAGCAGUUUAUAUAAGUAGAAUUUUAGAUUUUAAAGAUCUUUCAGAACCAAAAAAUGCCAAUGGUAAUGAUGAUUUACUUGAAAUAGAACAUUCAGAAUCAAUAAAAGUUGAUUUUACCAAACUCAAUAUCAAUUCCGAAGAUUGCAAUUAAAUUCUCUGUUUAUAUAGUUAAUAGAAUAUUAAAAUAAUGUAAAAGCAAAUUUUUGUUUAUCAUCAAAUUUAACCUUAUACUGUAUCUUAUACUUGUUA